This is a messenger RNA of Zalophus californianus (California sea lion), 3892 nucleotides long. It is a transcript of the gene RASD2, whose product is annotated as RASD family member 2. The record is from RefSeq and is a predicted model, not a curated record. NCBI's taxonomy places the organism in Eukaryota, Metazoa, Chordata, Mammalia, Carnivora, Otariidae. Gene Ontology annotation, molecular function: GTP binding; GTPase activity. The transcript has 3 exons. Bases 1131 to 1949 code for a protein of 272 amino acids.
CGCUGCUCGCGGGCCGGGGAGGGGGCGGCCGGGCGCUGCGCGACGGGUCCGCGGAGGGACGCUCGCAGGCGCGGCGGAGAGCGCCCAGGCCAGCUGGGCUUCUGCCGCUGGGCUCGCCACCGGGAGCCCCGGCUGCGACCGCUUUCGGGAGGGACAAUUGACCUCGCCCUGCGGGAGAGAGGGGCGUUCGCCUCCAGGAGAGGGAGGGAGGGAGGAGCUUGGGCUCGCAGAAAGUUCGCCUCCUCCGAGGGCCAGAGGAGGUGAAGUGGGAGGAGGAGCGUGUUUAAGGCUAACUCGGAGCUACGUGCGAAACCUUGGGGCGGCGUUCAAGGCCCCCUCCCACACGCGCGCGGAGCUGAGCGCCCUGCUCCUCCUCCAGCUGCUGGCGUCGCCUCGCAGGGAGAAAGGAGCCGUCCCUCCGGCGCUGGGAGAGCUGCAGAGCUGCAGGCAGAGGAGGAGGCCGCGGCGAGCGGGGCAGCACCCCCACCCCGAGCGACCCCCCCCCUCCCCCCCGAGAGGGCGGAGAAGGUGGCAUAGGCGGCCAGCACAGGUUCGCCCACUCCGGACGCGCACACACGCACGCACCCACAGGCAGCUCAAAGGACCCUCUUAAAGCCCCGGACUCGCCCCUACCGCCCUCCCCCAGCCCCGGAGACCUAGGCGGGGACCCCGGGAUCGGACGUCCCCGCGCCUCCGGGCACCUGGCUCAGCAGGAGUCCCCCGGGUCGGGGCAGGGCAGGGCCGGCGGCGAGCCCGAGCCCGCCCGGUGCCCAGGCCCCUCUGAGCCCUUGGAACCCACCAAUGGGGCACCGGCUCCCCAUGUCCCCUCGCCCGGCCGCGCCCAGCCCGGCGCCCGGAGCCGCGCAGAGGAGGAGCCCGGCGCAGUGACCCCGGAGCCGCUGCAGACUCUGGAAGCCUCGGCGGCGGCAGCGGCGGCGGCCGGAGAGGCCAGCAGUUCCCCGCACCUCCAGGCGCUUCCAGGCAGCCCUCCAAGCUGUGCCAGAGCCCCAGCCCGCCAUUCUCAGACAGAAAACGGACACCUAGACCGGAGCCACGCAGAGGAGGCCAAGGCUGCCAGCAAGAGGCUGCAGGGCCGGGUGCAGGGCCUCCUGACAUCGGCUCCCCGCUCCAUGCCGCCGGCCCGAGCCAUGAUGAAGACCUUGUCCAGCGGGAACUGCACGCUCAGCGUGCCCGCCAAGAACUCGUACCGCAUGGUGGUGCUGGGCGCCUCACGGGUGGGCAAGAGCUCUAUUGUCUCCCGCUUCCUCAACGGCCGCUUCGAGGACCAGUACACGCCCACCAUCGAGGACUUCCACCGAAAGGUCUACAACAUCCGAGGCGACAUGUACCAGCUGGACAUCCUGGACACGUCCGGCAACCACCCCUUCCCUGCCAUGCGCAGACUCUCCAUCCUCACAGGUGAUGUUUUCAUCCUGGUGUUCAGCCUGGAUAACCGUGAGUCCUUCGACGAAGUCAAGCGCCUCCAGAAGCAGAUCCUGGAGGUCAAGUCCUGCCUGAAGAACAAGACCAAGGAGGCGGCGGAGCUGCCCAUGGUCAUCUGCGGCAACAAGAACGACCAUGGCGAGCUCUGCCGUCAGGUGCCCACCACUGAGGCCGAGCUGCUGGUGUCCGGGGACGAGAACUGCGCCUACUUCGAGGUGUCGGCUAAGAAGAACACCAACGUGGAUGAGAUGUUCUACGUGCUCUUCAGCAUGGCCAAGCUGCCCCACGAGAUGAGCCCCGCCCUGCACCGCAAGAUCUCCGUGCAGUACGGGGACGCCUUCCACCCCAGGCCCUUCUGCAUGCGCCGCGUCAAGGACAUGGACGCCUAUGGCAUGGUCUCACCCUUUGCCCGCCGCCCCAGCGUCAACAGUGACCUCAAGUACAUCAAGGCCAAGGUCCUUCGGGAGGGCCAGGCCCGCGAGCGGGACAAAUGCACCAUCCAGUGAGCGGGAGGGACGCUGGGCUGGGGCUAAGGCAGUGCCUUACGGGAGGUGGCCCCAGGUGCCCGCUGCCCGUAUGUCCCCCCCCCCCCCCCCCCCCCCCCCCCCCGCCCCUUAACGAGACCCCGACAGCAGCCGUGUUCAAAGGCCUCUGGCGCCAGACUGGGCGACCCCAGCCUCCGACCUCUGUAUGUUCUCCUUGCCUUCUCACCACUUCCCUCUGAUUCUGCUUUUCUGAGGUCCCCCUGUGCUUUCAGCUCCUCCGUGCGGGGCCAGAAACAAGGUUGGGAGACCUCGGGACUUGUUCGGCACCCAAGUCAGAGCCGCCCUAUCCUUGGGGUUGAUGCCGGAGGGGCCAGACUCCCUGCCUUGACGGAACUUCCUGGAAUAGUCGCGGGGUGAUAACGAGCCCCGGAGCCAAAUGGGAGAGGACGCUCGCCCUCCAGUCUCGGCUCAGCCGUUUCCGCGCCCCCCCACCCCUGGGGUGACCCCCAGGAGUCCCCACCCGUGAGCCAGGGCCGCCAACCCUGUGUUGGAAGAGGGGCGUGGCCACGUCCCCAGACCCCGCCCAUCCCGGACAGCCGGCCUCCACCGUCUCCCGCAGAUUCCUCCCCUGUCUGCUGGCUGUGCUUUGCUGUCCUCCCGUGGUGCAUUGUGCGUAGCUGCCGGAACGUAAAUCCUUGUACUGAAAAGCUACCCCCGCCUCGUUGGCCGGCCCCCCCCCCCCCCCCCCCCCCCCGCUCCCCGGCCAGGUUAGACCCGCUGCCUCUGCUGGGGACACCUCUUUCCCCGAUCCCGAUCCCGGACAAGGUUUCUGGGGCCUGCCUCCGGCUAGACACUGCCCUCCGUCGUGAGCUUCACAGUUUACACUUGCACUGGGGAGGUGGGGGGGCAGGCUGGGGCUGCUUCUCCUCCUGCCCCCCCACCCCCCGUUUCACAGAGGAGGCGGCUGAGACUCAGGGGGGAGGUGGCACGUUCCAGCCCAUCCCCACCCCACCAGGUUCAGGGCAAGGCUCUGCCUAGAACCACGCCGUCUUCUACUGUGCUCGCUCCUCAAGCAUUUAUUGAGCACCUACUGGGUGCUGGGUCCACUGUGUGCUAGGAAACAAAGAGGGUGAGCAGUGCACUUUAUGCCCCCAAGGCCAGGCCCUUCCCCAGCCUCGGCCUGUUUCCCUCACCCGCAUGGCCUGUGCCCGCCCCUGCCACCCCACUGCUCUGUGCCCUGUGCGCUGUUUGGGGGGGGUGCAGGAGCAGCUGGGAACCCCCGCCGAGCCCAGAGAGGUAGGUGGGAAGGCUCCUCGUGGGUCCCUAGCUUGUGCCUAGCGCUGGGCUUCUGCGUCCCAGGUGUGGCGGGAUUUGAGCCUGCAGACCAAAGGUCUUGUCAUCAGCUCUUAACAAGUACAUUUUGUAUCUUAAUCUCCUUUAAAAUAUUGAGACUUAGGGCUACAAGGAACCUUAGUGAUCAUCUAGUGAAUCUUUCUGAGGCCCAGAGAGGGUGAGUGACUCCUGCUCACUCCAGCCCACACAGCAAAUCUGUGAGUGGCAGAAGCGGGGCUAAGUCUGGGUAUUCGGCACUCCCACCCCCUCUCUUGAUGCUUCUUCAGCCCCGGGGCGGGGAGAGGGGAAGCCUUCAGAAACCGGAGGUGUCUUUUCCCUGACCCUCUCUCUAGAUCGGUCUUCGAGGGCUCCUAUAAAUUCUGUGUACGUCAUGCCCAGAUACGUCCGUGUACACACAUGUGAACACAAAGCUAAAUACUUGCCCUAGCUCCAGCUCUGCAUACUCCAUACCUCUACCCUGGCGCCCCGCUUCUGUGCCCUCACCCGGCCCCAGCCUGCACCCUCUAAGCAGACUGGGUACCCUGGCCAGGACAGGUGUGUGGUCUGGUCCCACCCGUGAUGCCCCCGCUACCCGGGAUCUCUGUGUGCGCUACCAAUUAAAGUGGGUUUGU